AUGUACUACUAUGGCGUAGCAAGCAGCGCUAAGACCUCACACCAGGGAAGUCUUAUUCAAAGCUUCUUGUGUCGUCACCUUGAUUACUGGUGCGACACUGAUCCACUACUCCGCAGCUCGCAACCGGUAGCCUGCGGCGCUCAAAGUCUGACACUCGACUUGGACCCGCAGCCCGCACCCUGCCGCGCCCGAUUCAUUGAAUCAGACUUCGUAUUACAUCAAAUAUCGCCGAAUUCUUCUAUACAUUCGUUCGCCCACCAAAAGCUCCGUGUCUUCGAUAAAUCUACUGCAUUCACCUACACGUCAUACUCGACGCCCUGGCUGUGCGUUGCACUCUGUCAACUCUUCUGUCAACAUACAUUCGUCAUCGCAGCUUCGAGCAGUAGACUGACCACUGUCGUGAUGGCCGAGGAACAUUCAGCACCCCCCGACGAGACGAACACAGAGGCAGAAGGACCUAAGGAAUGGAACAUGAAUGACUUGCUGGCAGGGUUGAACUUCGAAUGGCUGAAAUGGUACUCACCCUCAGCCGAACAGUACCCAGGGGAGAUGUGGCUCAUUGAAGGUACCUAUCGACCUCAUGGAGAUCUAUCGAACGAGGAGCCUCCCUUGUUUUGUCGCUGGAAUUCGCGUCGGUCUAACGUACUAGGAUGGCGAGGGUGAGGCGCAGCAUCCGAAGAAAGAUGACGACUGGUAGGAUAACGGCCUCUCGAGUUCGUCUACCCGUUUCACGAGCUCCGCAUAUCAAAACAGUCUAGACUUCGCGCACGAAUGAGUGUCGUUGGCCGGGUGCUAUUCAAGAGCCGGAACCCUGACUUGAACGUGCCGUGGCCAGCAGACAUAGCGCUCGCAAAGCUCAAAGUGUACAAGCGCGAAUGAGGAUACAGGAUCCAGGAAAAAAGAGUGGUUGCAUCGGUCUUGGGUACCCACACACUAUGUCCUUUCUGUUGCGGCAGACGUAGCCGCUGUAUAGUCGAUGGAAACUGCGCUGAGUUGCUUGCUAGCUAGGAGGCGACCAUAUAUACAUGCCCUGAGACGUGC
Didymella exigua CBS 183.55 is the source of this 1041-nucleotide messenger RNA. RefSeq lists its product as uncharacterized. The record is from RefSeq and is a predicted model, not a curated record. The transcript has 3 exons. Lineage: Eukaryota; Fungi; Ascomycota; Dothideomycetes; Pleosporales; Didymellaceae. The coding region runs from base 1 to 663 and encodes 220 amino acids.